Messenger RNA from Ipomoea triloba (trilobed morning glory), 1824 nucleotides. RefSeq lists its product as uncharacterized. The record is from RefSeq and is a predicted model, not a curated record. Gene Ontology annotation, cellular component: endoplasmic reticulum. Bases 298 to 1626 code for a protein of 442 amino acids. Gene Ontology annotation, biological process: ubiquitin-dependent protein catabolic process. NCBI's taxonomy places the organism in Eukaryota, Viridiplantae, Streptophyta, Magnoliopsida, Solanales, Convolvulaceae. The transcript is spliced from 2 exons. Gene Ontology annotation, molecular function: ubiquitin protein ligase activity; ubiquitin-like protein conjugating enzyme binding; metal ion binding.
UAGGAAUUAAUUGAACACAAAUGCACAAUUAACAGGCAGCCCAUCAUCUCUCUUACUCUCUCGGACCAGAUCCCUAUUUACAAGAGAAAAACAACCCAUGAAAAAUCCACUCGGUACUCCACCGAUUUCAGAGAAGUAACAAGCAUUCCUUGCUCCAGCUUAACGCUCUUGAGCCUCAAAAUCCAAUCUUUUGCUCAAAGAGGGAGAAAUCUGAGCUUUGGUUUGAUCGAGUGUAAGACACAUACAUAGGUUUUGGUUGCACUGAGCUGAGAAUUUGGGUGUUUAGUUUAAGGAACUAUGGAGGAUGGGACUCCGAAUUCGAUGAAUCUUGAUCUUAAUUUGGGUCCUGUUGAUCAUCCAAAUGGUGAAGUGGUUCCUGAGCCUGGACCAUUACCCACUCAGAAUAUUAAUUUGGAGGAGAUUUUUGUUAGGGAAAGGAGACAAUUUGAUCCCGAAUCGUUUCCAAUUGAGAAUAUUAAUUUGGAGGAAUUCCUUGAUGGUAGAGUUAGGGAAGCAGUUAGGCAAAGGAGACAGAGGAGGCAACGUUGGCGGUCCAUGUGGAGAGAGUUUCCAGUCCCGCCUGAAACUAGAAACAUUGCAUUGGAAUUGAUUGGUGGGAGCAGAUUGCAGACUGGCGAGGCUAGUAUUGCUGCAGAGGAGAGGCCUGCAGAAGUGACCAAAACAUGUGAUACUAACAAUUCAUGUUUGAAUGAUGAGGUAUCCGGAAAAAAAGAAGAAAAUGAAAAGGGAAACAGUGAUGAAGGUAGCUUCUUUGACUGCAAUAUAUGCUUGGAUUUGGCGAAGGAACCCGUCGUGACUUGUUGUGGCCACUUGUUUUGUUGGCCUUGCCUUUAUCGUUGGUUACAUGUCCAUUCAGAUGCAAAAGAAUGCCCUGUUUGUAAGGGGGAAGUGACGAUGAAGAAUGUGACUCCAAUUUAUGGUCGUGGGGGUAGUGCUAGGGAGACCGAAGAGGAUUCUGCACUCAAAGUUCCUCACAGACCUCAAGCACGACGGGUUGAGAGCUGGAGACAAACCAUUCAGAGGGCUGCAGCAUUCACCAUCCCGAUGGAAGAAAUGAUUCGUCGACUUGGCAGUAGAUUUGAUUUGAGCCAGAUGCAGCCUCAAAGUCUUGAUGGCUCCCACGAAUCUCCUGAGCGAAGCAACUCCUUGCUCAACCGCAUUCUUACCUCAAGGGGACGCAGAGAACAGAACCCUGUCUUGCCAUCUGAUGACGUGGUUAACUUGGCAGGUCCUACUGAUUCAGAUAUUUUGGAAAGCCUGGAAAACCCAGAAAACCGGCGACUUUCAUCUCUUCUACUACGCAGAUCAAAUUUGCAUCGAGCUGCUAGUGUUGCUAACCUUAAUACUGCUGAAAGGCUGCUUGAAACAUAUUUCCGUAGCACUGACAGAAGUCAGGAGCAGGCUCUACCAGUCGACGACAGAGAUUCUGUUUCGAGCAUUGCAGCCGUUAUUCACUCCGAGAGUCAGACGGUAGAUACUGCUGUCGAAAUAGAUUCUACAGUUUCUCUUUCCACCUCAUCUUCCAGAAGAAGAAAUGAUGCUUCUAGAAUUUCAGAUGUUGAUAGUGGAGAUUCACGCCCGCUUAGAAGGAGGAGACUGCACUGAUCGCCUCAUCCUCCUAUUCUCACUUUCAGUAGUUUAAAUUUCUUUCAGCAUAGCAUUUGCUCAAGUAUAAACUGCCAUUAUACAUAGGCAUGCUUUAAAAAAUAUCGAACUUGCUCUCGUGGACAACUCACAUGAGGUAUUCUUAAUGCAUUUCUAAGUUUUGCUUAUUCUAUAAAAUAUAUCUUUCCUUUUCUUCAA